UACCACCAGAAUGCAAGAGUGAAACUGCCAAAAAGUGAGGCCACCCCAAAAACAAAGUGAGAUUAUAGGAAACAAAAAUUUCUUUGCUUAAUACUAGUUCCUCCUUUCUCCUAGCCUGGUAGUCUUUUGAAAAUUCUUUAUCUUGAUCACAUAAUUUUCAUUUUGAACUUGAAGAAAGUUUUAGUGUAUUUUUUUUUCCUUAAAGAAACAGAACAUAUCCUGUUCUUUCUUUCUCUGUUUGCAUUUUUGUUCACUUCUUUCUUUCUUUCUUAUUAUCUAGUUAAGCAUGACAACAUUUAUGGACAUGUACAACACUACUAGUAGCAUCAUGACACCGGAUUUCUUAGACCAGUGUAGUGAUCAAGAGCUGAUGAAAGCACUUGAGCCUUUUAUGAAAAGUGAUUCAUCUAGCACUACUUCCUCAUCAAUAACAACAUACCCUUCAUUCUCUUCUUUUUCUUCUUCUCCCAACUUGUCCUCAACAACAUGGAGCACCCAAUUUUGCUCCUCAAGCUACCACCAAAAGGGUCCAACUCCAACCCAAGCUAGUUCCUUCAAACUGAACCAACUCACCCCAUCACAAAUAUUUCAAAUUCAAACCCAAAUCCAGGUUCCACGAGCCCAGUUUCUCAGCCCAAAGCCCAUUACCAUGAAACACGUGCGGGCUUCUUGUUCUAAUUCAAAGGCCACGAAGCUUUACCGUGGGGUGAGGCAGAGACACUGGGGCAAGUGGGUCGCUGAGAUCAGACUCCCUAAGAACCGCACACGUCUCUGGCUCGGUACAUUUGAAACCGCAGAGGAAGCAGCUUUGGCUUACGACAACGCAGCGUUUAAGCUAAGAGGAGAAAACGCGAGGCUCAACUUCCCUCACCUACGUCACCAUGGAGCGCGUGUGUACGGUGAGUUUGGGAACUACAAGCCUCUCCCUUCUGCGGUUGAUGCGAAGCUCCAAGCCAUUUGUCAAAGCUUAGGGACCAAAUUGCAGAAACUGAAAACUGAUCAAAACCCUGUUGUAGAUGCAAAGGUUAAGAAGACAUCGAAGUUCGAGGAUUUUAAGAUUGAGAACCGAACAUCAUCAUCCUCGGCGUUGUCGGAUGAAUAUUCUUCUUCUUCUUCUUCGCCCGAAUCCGAUAUUACUUUCUUGGAUUUCUCGGAUUCUUGUGAAACAACAUGCAAUCUUGGGUUGGACUUGGAAAAGUAUCCUUCCGUGGAGAUUGAUUGGGCAGCUUUAUCUGAGUCAUGAAUGAUGUUAGUGGUUUUGUCUUUGUUGAACGGUUUAAUGAUUUGAUGUGUUUUAGGUUUUUUUUUCAUGUGUCUUGGGCAGCAGCUGCAACGAAAUUUUUUACCGUUGAAGCAGUUGCUAUGCUGAGUCAGGUUGCUAACUUUAGUGUACUGCUGUAGAUAGAUGGGUCACAGCGGUUUGGUUAUUAUGGUUUUCUUGGUCUGCUGGUAUUUUUUAUUCCUGCAUGACCAAGCUAGCUUCAACUCUUUUUUUUCUUUUUAAAUUGAUAGAAAACAAGGUAGCUUCAACUACUUGUUUGUAGUUCGAAUGUAAUUUAAGUGCCUUAAUGCAAGUUUUGGAAGUUCUUGUAAA
Glycine soja is the source of this 1594-nucleotide messenger RNA. Its product is annotated as ethylene-responsive transcription factor ERF060-like. Lineage: Eukaryota; Viridiplantae; Streptophyta; Magnoliopsida; Fabales; Fabaceae. The record is from RefSeq and is a predicted model, not a curated record. Bases 287 to 1243 code for a protein of 318 amino acids. Gene Ontology annotation, biological process: regulation of DNA-templated transcription. The transcript has a single exon. Gene Ontology annotation, molecular function: DNA-binding transcription factor activity; DNA binding.